AUGGCCGCUGCAACAACCGCGCCUCGUGGUCUUCAACCAAACGCAUCUUUACCAGCCAAGGUUCAACCUAUUCCUCCUAAUCAGACCCUCUAUGUAACGAAUCUCCCCUCCUCAAAAAUCCAGAAAGCCGACCUACGAACCGCCCUUUACCUCCUCUUUUCCACAUACGGACCUGUCCUCGACGUUGUCGCUCUUAAGACAAUGAAGAUGCGCGGUCAAGCCCACAUCGUAUUUCGGGACGUUCAGUCUGCUACACAAGCUAUGAGAUCUCUCGAGGGACAAGCAUUCCUCGGUCGCGACUUGUCCAACUUUGUGGCCAAACUCGACGGCACUUUUAAGAUCCCCAAUGUCGCAGGUGCCACCAAUGUCGAGCAGACUGAACUGCAACAGAGCAUCUUCAACGCUCCCCCUCCCGGAUCAGCACCGGCACCCACGCCCGGCUCUGGUCUUCCUGCGAAGCCUGCUGCGAACGCGGACCAUGUUAUGGAAGACGCCGAUACACCGGGUGGCCGAGGACAGAAGCGAACCCGUGACGAUGAGGAUAGUGAUUCGGAUGUUGCCAUGGAGGAGGACAGUGACGAUGAUUGA
This is a messenger RNA of Fusarium redolens, 588 nucleotides long. RefSeq lists its product as uncharacterized. Gene Ontology annotation, molecular function: RNA binding. The coding region runs from base 1 to 588 and encodes 195 amino acids. The record is from RefSeq and is a predicted model, not a curated record. Lineage: Eukaryota; Fungi; Ascomycota; Sordariomycetes; Hypocreales; Nectriaceae. The transcript has 3 exons.